Solanum pennellii is the source of this 2018-nucleotide messenger RNA. Its product is annotated as S-type anion channel SLAH2-like. Lineage: Eukaryota; Viridiplantae; Streptophyta; Magnoliopsida; Solanales; Solanaceae. Gene Ontology annotation, molecular function: voltage-gated monoatomic anion channel activity. Gene Ontology annotation, biological process: transmembrane transport; intracellular monoatomic ion homeostasis. The coding region runs from base 76 to 1824 and encodes 582 amino acids. Gene Ontology annotation, cellular component: membrane. The record is from RefSeq and is a predicted model, not a curated record. The transcript has 5 exons.
UCUCCACAAUCCACAUCACUUUCUUGAGUUCAUUUCAAUUUUAAUUUGUAGUCAUUUUUAACUUGUUUUAUAGCUAUGAUCAGAACAACAAAAGAAGAUUUUGCACAAGUGAUUCCAUCAGUAUCCAAAACUAUAACUUGUCAUCAUAAAACGAUGAAUCGCUUUGAUAGCAUUCUAGAGGAUACAGAUCUUAUUGAUUAUCAGCUUGAUCAAGCACGUUGUCGCUCUUUAAACUCACUAGCCACUGGAACUAACGGUGCUACUGAACAACAGAGUGAGACUAGUACUAUUUCCAUUAGUAUGCCGCCAACUCCUUCAUCGAAAGGAGUUGGCUUCAAUGAGAUUUAUUCUCAGACAUCAACGCCUCGAGGUACUACCACCACACAGAAUAAUAAGCGAAUAUCGUCUUAUUCUCAGACAUCAACACCUAGAGGUACAGUGUUUCCAGAGUCUCCGAAACUUCCCAGAAGUAAUACUAAUAAGCUAAAGGAUACAAGGUUUGAUUCUUUUAAGACAUGGUCUGGUAGACUGGAGAGACAAUUAUCAGCUUUCCGCGGAAAGGAACAAGAACCUAUUUCUCAACCAAGUCCUCAGAUAGAAACUAUUCCUGUCGAUCGAUAUUUUGAUGCCUUGGAAGGACCUGAAUUGGACACCUUAAGGGCUUCUGAGGAAAUCAUUCUUCCAGAAGACAGAAAAUGGCCAUUUCUUCUUCGUUUCCCUAUUUCAUCCUUCGGUAUCUGUCUAGGUGUUAGUAGUCAAGCUAUAAUGUGGAAGAACCUAGCCACUUCUGCCUCGACAAAUUUCUUGCACGUAAGCUUGAAAGCAAAUCUUGGCCUGUGGUGUGUAUCUGCUGCACUUAUGAUCAUUAUCUCUUUCAUCUACGCCCUGAAAUUCAUUUUCUACUUUGAAGCUGUUCGUCGAGAGUACUACCACCCUAUACGUGUCAACUUCUUUUUUGCUCCCUUUAUAUCACUUCUGUUCUUAGCACUCGGAGUUCCAACAUCGAUCACUCAACACUUGCACACAUCUUUAUGGUACAUUCUUAUGUUACCAAUCUUUUGUCUAGAGCUAAAACUCUAUGGACAAUGGAUGUCUGGAGGACAACGAAGACUCUCAAAGGUAGCAAAUCCCUCAAAUCAUCUCUCGAUUGUUGGGAAUUUUGUUGGUGCAUUGCUUGGUGCAUCUAUGGGACUAAAAGAAGGGCCAAUAUUCUUCUUUGCUGUCGGAUUGGCUCAUUACAUAGUCAUGUUUGUAACUCUCUAUCAGAGACUUCCAACAAAUGAUACACUGCCAAAGGAACUUCACCCUGUCUUCUUUCUGUUUGUUGCUGCACCUAGCGUUGCUUCUAUGGCAUGGACAGCGAUUCAAGGAUCGUUUGAUCAUGGAUCUCGUAUUGCUUAUUUCAUCGCCCUGUUCCUCUAUUUUUCAUUGGCUGUUCGCAUUAACUUCUUCCGAGGCUUCAAGUUUUCAUUGGCUUGGUGGGCAUACACAUUCCCUAUGACAGGAGCUGGUAUUGCAACCAUCAAGUACUCACUUGUAGUUACCAACCUGGUAACAAAGUGCCUAGCUAUCAUACUUAGUGCUCUUUCAACACUCACUGUAACAGGAUUGCUUGUGACAACCAUCAUUCAUGCUUUUGUUCUGAGAGACCUAUUUCCAAAUGACAUUGCCAUUGCGAUUAGCAAACGACCAAAAGCAACUCGGAAAUGGUAUCUUGGUAGUUCACAUAGCAAAGAUAUUGAUCAAUACCUAAAGUAUGUAGAUUCUUCUAAAGCCAAAGAUAUUGAGGCUUCUCUCACACAUAUUCCAAACUCAAGUAACUAGAAGUUGUUUACAGCAUCUCUUGUACAACUUUUCAAGUCUUAAUCAAGUGAGGAGCACCUAUAUUUGGGCUGGUCCUAUGAAUUUGAUGAUAUUUAGAAGAGAGGUACAAACACUAUGAGAGAUGUAAGUAUUCUUUUUGUGUAAAAUUCAUGAGUGUUCCUAUUUAUAUCAUUAUAAAGCUUGCUUUUAUGUCA